AUGGCUGUUCAGCGAAACGGCGUUGUUGUUGCAGCAGAAGACUCACUCUACUAUGCAAUGAUUUUCAGGCGUAUGUUUCCAACAAUGAAAAUUAGCGUAAGUGGUUGUGAGUGCGAUGCCCUCUACUAUGUAUUUCUUGAUGUUGUGCCAGUCGACAAUAGGCGAUACCGGUAUAUCUACAAUAAAUCUUCAUGGUUAACUGCUGGAAAAGCUGAGCCAGCUCCUAGAAAUCGACUUUAUAUGCAUCCAGAUUCGCCUUUUAUUGGUGAACAGUUAUCGAAACAAGUGGUUUCAUUCGAAAAAGCUAAGCUAACAAAUAAUGAAAUAGAUAAAACGGGCCAUUUGAUCUUGAACUCGAUGCAUAAAUACCAACCCAGAAUUCAUAUCGUUAGAAGGCCAAAGGAGUGCCCUAUCGAACAAUCUAUAACAAUUGAUCUCCAUAAUGAGCAAUACAAGACCUUCCAAUUCAUGGAAACACAAUUUAUGGCAGUGACGGCUUAUCAGAAUCAAUUGAUAACUAAGUUAAAAAUUGAAAAAAAUCCUUUCGCCAAAGGUUUCCGCGAUCCAAGUGGACGUUCACCUGAAUAUGAUAUAGAAACACGAUCUGAUCUUCCAGUUUUAUUACCAUCGUUAUAUUCACCUACAUUGGCCCAACAAACUCUUUUCAGUCAGUAUUGGAUAGGAAAAAUGCAACCGCGAUUAACUUUUCAGCCGCGAAUGCUUACACAAAUGUUCAGUCCUAGAAUACCAUUCCUUAGUAUACCAGCGCCCACAGCUUCACCAUUAUCACGAACGUGUGAUCGACGAAACAGUGUAGAGAAUGACCGAUUUAUGGCCAUAAAAAACUCUUCCAAGCAAUAA
Molecule: messenger RNA, 861 nt
Organism: Dracunculus medinensis (Guinea worm)
Lineage: Eukaryota; Metazoa; Nematoda; Chromadorea; Rhabditida; Dracunculidae
Source: the annotation of a GenBank genome assembly